This is a messenger RNA of Physcomitrium patens, 2926 nucleotides long. The record is from RefSeq and is a predicted model, not a curated record. Lineage: Eukaryota; Viridiplantae; Streptophyta; Bryopsida; Funariales; Funariaceae.
UGCGAAAGGUUAAUCGGCCAGCGUGUCAUCCUUGGCUAGUUGCUCGGCAUAUUGCCUUCACACUCAUCAGGGACUCUGCCCAACGACCUUCAUCUUCCUUGUUUUGUCUCACUGUGGGUGGAAUAGCGCAGUGGAUGAGGCACGCUCGAGCGAUCGGCAGUAUCUGGAUUUUCUGGCAUCUCUUCUCCCUCUGUGUCGUUGUCUCGUAUGAGUAAAGCAUGUCCUGACGAAGUCUCAAAGACGGUCGAUGUGUAGAGAUGUGCUUUAUUCUCCUUGGGGUGCUCUCUGAAGUGUGAGGCGAGUUUUUGUUGGGCUUUCUGCAGAUUCGACGGAGCCAGAUUGCUGGAUAGUUGCAGGCUCUCUUUGUCUCAGAUUUCAGUCAUGCAAACAUCUUCAGGAAGCAGUUGUCCAAGAUCGGUUGUGUCUGACUUGUUGCACACAAUUUGACUGACGAUCGGUGCUGAGCAUACUUCGUGGAGGUGGAUUAGUUGAUUAGCAGCAUCUCGGGUAGUGGUAGAAAUCUCGGUCCACGGCAGGACCGUCAAAACAGAUGGACUGCAAGCGCGGGAUGUGCGAGGCAUUUGUACAUACAACUCGAGUGCAGCCUUAUGUAGAACCGCAAGCGACAAGAACAUUGCAACGGGACGAAUGAGUCUCGUCUUUCAGCUGAUCCGAUCGCUAAGUUUCAGUGAUGCUGAGCAAGUAUCCCGUGCCCUGAUAUAAUCCAACUACGCCUAUAGAGAUGAGAUGUCGAGACCUCUACAUGUUCCGAAAGCGGUGAUCAUGGGAUUCUAUCGGUUGUGCAGAUGCAGUAGAAGUCCUUCUAAAGCGAGUCACAACUUGGGUGGAAUAUUCCAAACUGUGUUGUAACAAGGAACUAUUCAUGGCAUGGUCACUAACAUGGAAGAGCCACUAACGCGAGCUUACGAGAGAUCGGUACAGAGAGACAUUCAGGAAACCACCAAGGCAGUGGCAUGGGCAGUGUUUCAGCACCGCAAUGGAGGUGGGUCGAACCGUUACAAUGGUGCUGUUCCAGCAUCGCAGGCGACGCGCUUCAAGAUUGAAGCACUCAGUAAACGUGAACUCGAAUGUUGUCCUGAAACCAGGAGUCAUGUGCCUCCAAUUCAAGAUGCCUCUAGUACUCUGUUUGAUGCGUAUGAGCUAGACUCUGUCUUCAAGCAUCUUGAUCGAGCUUUACAAUCCGUCGACACUCAUCAGAAGGUCUCAUUUGAUGCUCCUAAAUAUUACGACCAGGACCAGCAGUGCUACCCUCGACAUGGCUACGGCGCUCCGGAAGACUAUGAUAGACCCGAGCAGCGAUUUUGGCUCGAGAGCGUGCACAAGUCUCAACAAGUUUGUGGGAACUGUUUGGACACUGUAGACGAGUCGUGCCCGUUGGGAGACGCCCAAGACCAGUUAGGGUAUGGAUGCAAUGGAAACAGAAGCAACAGAUAUGAAUAUCAAUCUAAUCCUAAACUGGAACUGAACUUGGACAUGUACGACGAGCUUUGCAAGGAUGUGCAGGAAGUUCUACCACAAGGGAAACUAUUCAAAACAAUGCAGUUUUUGCAGACGCGAAGCUGGGGGAAAGUGCUUCAAGGUCGAACCCGACACACCUCCUUCGACUCAUCCUCAGAGGUUGCCCUUUUCAAAGAUAAUAAGGAUAACCAUCAAUCAAAAAGCUCGAAGUUGCGUAGCAUUUUCAGCUUGAAAACUGCCAAGGGUAGCCUUUCUCCAAGGUCUACACGUCAAGCGCGCAUAGUGCCGGAUGAUUAUUCCCAGAAGGGGCGCAAAUCAAGUGAAGAAGGUGACCUUAAGAAAAUCGGAUUUGGCCCUUACGACGACGAUUCUAGUGAUAGCGCUCACAGCGAUGGCUAUGAAGCGCAGUACGUAUCGCCAACUAAAACCAAGACCGGGUCACGACCCGCUCACAACAAACAGGUUCUCCUUUCCCCUGUUUUGAAAUCUAGUGUGCAAAUGGUGACUGUUCCAAACGUUUGCCGCACUGUUCGAUUAUCCAGCGACAUGAGGAACCCCGACCCGGCUGAAGGACUCCGUGACCACCUUAGACAUGGUUCGUUGGCUUACAACACACCUGUUUUAUUGAAGGAGCCGAGGGAGCGCCGAAAGAGCUCCUACUCCCUUAAUUCGACUCCAUCCCUUGGUCAGAAAUCUCGCAGAGCCAUGCUGCACGAUGAUCGCGACGAUUUCGAGCAGGGCAACUCAUCGCAAUACCUUCACGAGCAUCACCAUCACGUACUGGGUGAAGUUGAGGACAAUGAGCUGACCGUCCAAGACAUUGUGAAGCGAGCCUCGCGCAAGUCCUUCGACGAGAUAGCGCACCGCAUGCCCAUUGGCCAGAUUACUGGCUUGAAAUUGCCAAAAACUCCGCUUGUUACCGCACCUGCCUCUGUCUGUAACUCCCCGAGCAUGUUGUUUUUAUGAGUAGAUGUCGGUGAUUCAGGUAUAGAUUGGUGUUCAACUAAAUGUCAGCGUCUGUUUCGAUCUUCAGGUGCACGAAGUGUGCGCAAAGCAGGUUAGUAAUCUCGGGGCUACAAGUGCGUUCAGUAGAAGGCUCAACAAAGACGAAGGAGAACUGUAAGUCUGGAUUUGUAACUGUAGAUAGUGAAGGAGGUCGGUUGUCACGCUCAUCGAUCCAGACACAGUGUUGAGCUCUUGCAGGUGCAUUGUACCAUAAUUUAAGUGUUCAGCUUCAGUAGUUUAUCUCGAGUGUUCAUGUGAGGUUUACACAGUUGCAACUAUCAAGCUGCAGUAUCUGUUGUGCUCGAGUCUACAUUGAUGCACAUGUCCAACUGGGUCCAGUGGAGAAAUGCGUGUAUUAGUCACUCUUCGUCGCGCAAUUCACUAGACAAACCAUCCAACUGAGAAACGGAUAUCAAUGUUGUGAAACAUUUUUGUUUUUGUU